CUGUCUUUUUUUUUUUCUCUCUCCCGGCCCUAUUUCUCUCUCACGAAAACCAAUUAAUGUGAUUAAAUAAAAGCAUAGGCUACGAAUGAAUGAAUGAAUACACAUUGAAGUGAUUUCAUUUUCUUGCUUUAAUUUCAUCUGUAUUUAGAUAGCGGGCAAAGAAAAAAAAGACUUAUUCACAAACUAGUUUUUCAGCCAUAAAUGCCUCUUUAAUCUUUGUUCUUAUCAGAACAAGAGGAACCCUUCUCUUAUUUUCUCUCGCACUUCAAAACCCACAUUUUUAAAAUCAUAACCCACUCCCCGAAACACCCAUUUUUUUUUACUAAAAAGGUAAUGGGGAAGAGCUCUCCUUCAUCAGAGGAGUCAGAUGAAGCAAUAACAACUCAGCUGGAGUUGUUCAAGAAGUUUAAGCGGUUCAACCCUCUUGAGCCUUCUCUUGGCCUUCUUGGGUUCUUUUUGGUCGCUGUUAUCUUCAUCAGCAGCUUCUUCUACUUGGAUUACGAAACAGUGGCUAGAGAGCUUCGAACUGGGGGGACUUGGCUGAGAUUGCAUGACUCAUCGUUGUCUUCUUCUUUUUCUUCUUCACCUUGUGAAAAUGAACGGAUGGGAUUUCUUGAUUUGGAUGGUGAUAAGUGUGACGUAUUUGAUGGGAGUUGGGUAUGGGAUGAGAGCUAUCCAUUCUAUGAGUCCCGGAAUUGCUCGUUUGUAGACCCAGGUUUCGCCUGUUCUGAAAAUGGAAGACCAGAUUCUUUCUACACCAAGUGGCGUUGGCAGCCCAAAGAUUGUAACUUGCCCAGAUUUGAUGGAACAAAGAUGUUAGAGAGUUUGAGGAACAAGCGUCUAGUAUUUGCAGGCGAUUCAUUGGGACGGAACCACUGGGAAUCCCUCUUAUGUAUGCUUUCGGGAGCUGUUCCUAACAAGUCUUCAAUUUACGAGGUAAAUGGGAAUCCAAUUGCGAAGCACUCGGGAUCCUUGAUCUUCAAGUUUGAGUACUUCAACUGCACCAUUGAAUACUAUCGAUCGCCGUUUCUAGUCGUCCAGGGCCAUCCUCCUGCUGGUGCUGCUGCAGACGUGAAAUUCACACUGAGGGUGGACGAAAUGGACUGGACUUCCGUACAAUGGAAAGAUGCCGAUGUUUUGGUUCUCAACACUGGCCAUUGGUGGAUUUAUGAGAAAACUAUAAGAGAGGGAUGUUACUUUCAGGAAGAGGGGAAGGUGAAGAAGAAUAUGAGUGUUGAAACUGCUUACAGUAAAUCGAUCGAGACUGUGAUUGAUUGGAUUGAUGAUCAAGUGAAUUUGAACAAAACUACUGUCUUCUUCCGAACCUAUUCCCCAGUUCAUUUCAGAGGUGGAGAAUGGAACACUGGUGGCGGAUGUCACUUGGAAACUCUUCCUGAUUUUGAUUUGGAUCCAGUGCCUAUUUCAUCCGAACCGCAUUUUAGUACUACUGUUAAAGUAUUGGCAGAGAGAUUGAAUGAAACUCGAUUAAUGGAUUUGGUUGUGUUAAAUGUGACAGAAAUGACAUCAAGGAGAAAGGAUGGCCAUCCCUCAAUUUAUUAUUUAGGGGCCGAGAAUGGACUGGCCUCUCUCAGCCAUCAAGACUGCAGCCACUGGUGCUUGCCUGGGGUGCCUGAUUCGUGGAAUGAGCUUCUAUACGCCAUCUUCCUCAAGCGGGAAUCAACUCGUGCAGGAAAUGCAAGAAGUCCUAGCGAGUCUCCUUCAUAAUGUUAUAUGUAAAUUCUCGCUGCCAUCGCGGUUUCUUUUUUAGUCUCAAUGUUUCUUCAAAUGCUGAGAAGUGAGAAGUCACAGAUGUUACUCUGCCAUAUGUAUCUCCCGCGUUCAUGCCAUUACACGACCAAUCCAAUAUCUUUCCUCGUAACUUGGGGAGAUUAAAGCUUCAAAAGAUGAAAAUGCUGCAAGAUAGUAAAUCAUUGGUUUGAUCUUCAUGAGGUGAUUCUUCUCAACAUGUUCGACAAAUGGGUACAUUUUUUUCCCACUUUUGGUGUCAGAUAUAGAAAACCUAAGUCUUGGUACAGUUUAUAAGAGAGAUAUAUAGUAAUACGUAAUUUUCAUUUUAGAAGAACUGGGCAAUACCUCUUGUAUAUUUUAUAUAAAAAGAGAUGGAAAAGCGCACAAUAGCCAUUUUUAUUUUUAUUUAUAGACAAUUCAGUAAUUCGAGUUAGAAAAACUGAGCGAGUGAUGCAUCAUGCCUUGAGAAUAAAAUUUUGAGUUUACCCCACUUUUGACUUUGUA
Molecule: messenger RNA, 2253 nt
Organism: Humulus lupulus (European hop)
Lineage: Eukaryota; Viridiplantae; Streptophyta; Magnoliopsida; Rosales; Cannabaceae
Product: protein trichome birefringence-like 11
Exons: 4
Coding region: 334-1725 (463 amino acids)
Cellular component (GO): Golgi apparatus
Molecular function (GO): O-acetyltransferase activity
Source: RefSeq, a predicted model, not a curated record